CUGAUACGGAUGCUCACACGGAUGUUCAAUAUGAACUCUUCAAGAUUAAGAGAUAUAGUCGCCGUGAUAGGUACCACCGGCUCAGGCAAAUCACAACUGGCAGUCUCACUCGCUCGAUCACUCGACACCCUUCCUUCCUAUGUCGCAUCCCCUACCGACACGAGGACCAUCCCGACCAAGGCCGUGGUCUUGUCGGCGGACUCGAUGCAGCUGUAUCGCGGAUUGGACGUCAUCACCAAUAAAGCUAGUGUGGAAGAACAAUGUGGGGUGGAACAUUGGGGUAUGAAUAUGGUUUCUCCUGGUGAGCCGAGUUGGGAAUUGGGAAGAUGGUGUCUUGAAGCUGGUACGAAGAUUGACUCUCUGGAAAAUUCAACCCUCCCUAUCAUUUGCGGAGGAACACAUUACUUCAUACAACAUUUCUUGUUUCCCCCCUCUGAGCUGUCCAUUGUACGGCCUCCUACUGGUUCCCUGAAGGGUAAGGAUAAAUGGACACCACCGUGUCCACGACCGAGCACUUCAGGUUUAGGAGAAGAAUGGGAAAUGUUGUUAAAUACCUUCUGGACUAAUCAGCCCAUAUGGCCAAAAUCUUCCUCGAAUCAGGGUCAUGAACAAGAAACGCAGAGAAGAGGCGCAAGUCGUACCACGUUGCGGGAAGCUCAUCUCUUAGCUUUACAUCAAUUGUUACAAGCCGUCGAUCCGAAAGAAGCUGGAAGAUGGCAUUGGCGUGAUGGACGUAAAGUCCGAAGAGGGUUAGAAAGGUGGUGGGAGCGAUGUGGGUCUUGCGCAAGCGGGACGAUGUCACAGGAUGAAUCAACUCGAGCUAAAUUCCGUACAUUGAUUUUCUGGGUAUACGAAGGGAUGGAUACUCUUGGGCCGAAGCUGGAUAAGAGGGUGGACAAGAUGUUAGAGAAUGGUCUGUUGAAAGAGAUUGCGGAAAUGCGUGAGAUUGCGACACGGAUAUAUGGGUCAAGCGAACAAGUGGACUACACAGAAGGGAUCUUUCAAUCCAUCGGCUUCAAAGAAUUCUCCUCUUUACCUCUCGACAUCACCAACAUCAACGCCGCUCGGUCUGAUCCUCAUUUUUCAACCAUGUUGAAUCGUAUGAAAUUGUCUACUCAGCAAUACGCCCGAUCACAAUUGAAAUGGAUCAGAAAGCAGCUGCUUCCGGCUGUCGGUGAGGCUAGAGAGUUAGGAGGGGAGGUGUGGGUUUAUGUGAUUCCAGGCGGAGAAGAGGGAGAGAAAGUGGCAAGAAAUAUCUUAUCUUGUUUUCUGCGAGAUGAAGAUAUGCCAGAUCCAAAAACGAUAGGACAUUCACAGGCUGUGGAGUUGCUUCAAGUCUUGGAAGAGUCAGGGAUGAAAGUACCGGAUACGGCCGAGAGACAGAUAGUUAACGCAAGGAAAGAAUGUCCACUAUGUUCGGAAACUGGUAGACCAUUCUCCGUCUUGGCAAAAGAAUGGAGAAAACAUCUGUCUUCUCGAGUACAUAGACGGUGA
Tremella mesenterica DSM 1558 is the source of this 1494-nucleotide messenger RNA. RefSeq lists its product as uncharacterized. The transcript is spliced from 9 exons. The annotation marks the transcript as partial. Gene Ontology annotation, molecular function: tRNA dimethylallyltransferase activity. NCBI's taxonomy places the organism in Eukaryota, Fungi, Basidiomycota, Tremellomycetes, Tremellales, Tremellaceae. Gene Ontology annotation, biological process: tRNA modification. Gene Ontology annotation, cellular component: mitochondrion. The record is from RefSeq and is a predicted model, not a curated record.